AAUCUAUCGCUACCAGACGCACGACUAUACCUUCAGCAGUAACGAGCGCUUACUUCAUGCCCUUGGAGGGAAUGACUUUGCCCAGAUGGUGAACCAAACCCUUGAUGAAUCCAUGCAGAAAGCUGGCUUCUCCCAUAAGUUCAUAAAUGAAGUGAUUUGUCCAGUCAUGAGAGUCAAUUAUGGGCAAGGAGUCAACAUGAAUGCUUUUGUAGGGGGCACACGGAAUCUGUACUACGUCACUUACAACUCUACAUCGGGACAGUCAGCAGAAAUGUAUGAUAUUGUUGUCAUUGCAACCCCACUAAACCACAAAAUGUCCAACAUCACCUUUAGGAACUUCAACCCUCCUAUUCCAGAGUUUCCACAUCCUUACCACCAGACUAUAGCGACAUUUGUGCAUGGGCGCUUAAAUGCUUCCUUCUUUGGCUACCACGACCCCUCUGCCUUUCAUUUGAGUGAUAUCUUCACUACAGAGAACCCCAAACUGUUCAUCAACAGCCUGGGGGUGGUAUCUCCUGUUGAAGGGAGACCCAGCGAAGAAAAGCUGCCCUUGCAAUCAGCUGUCUGGAAGGUAUUUUCAAAGGAACCACUCACCAAGGAGCAGCUUAACUUGCUUUUCUCUUCCUAUGCCUCUGUGAAAGAGAAGAAGUGGCUGGCAUACCCCCACUACAGCCCCCCUGAAAAAUGCCCACCCGUGAUCCUCCACGACAGGAUAUACUACCUCAACGGCAUCGAGUGUGCUGCCAGUGCCAUGGAGAUGAGUGCCAUAGCAGCCAAAAACGCAGCACUGCUUGCUUACCACCAGUGGUAUGGGAACACGGACAAGAUCGACCAGGAAGACUUGCAUGAGAAACUGAAGACAGAGCUCUGA
Tinamus guttatus (white-throated tinamou) is the source of this 871-nucleotide messenger RNA. The record is from RefSeq and is a predicted model, not a curated record. Lineage: Eukaryota; Metazoa; Chordata; Aves; Tinamiformes; Tinamidae.